This is a messenger RNA of Acanthopagrus latus (yellowfin seabream), 3614 nucleotides long. Its product is annotated as palmitoyltransferase ZDHHC7-like. Gene Ontology annotation, cellular component: Golgi apparatus; endoplasmic reticulum. The transcript is spliced from 8 exons. Gene Ontology annotation, molecular function: protein-cysteine S-palmitoyltransferase activity. Gene Ontology annotation, biological process: protein targeting to membrane; peptidyl-L-cysteine S-palmitoylation. Lineage: Eukaryota; Metazoa; Chordata; Actinopteri; Spariformes; Sparidae. The record is from RefSeq and is a predicted model, not a curated record. Bases 296 to 1207 code for a protein of 303 amino acids.
CGCAGGCGCGUUGAUGACGUCACUGAAAACAUGCCGUCGUGAUACGAGGCGUAUGAAUGAGUGUAAAACACAGCGGAGCUACUGUUAGCAUGUCGCUGGUUCAUCCGCAAGUUUAACGUCGUUCCGGUGAGAAAAAUCAUCGACGUCUUGUAGAAACAACGAGUCGUUUGUCGGUUUACCUGCCAGGUGCUUAACAUCUAAAACAGAGAUGUAAUCCAGAGGAGAAACAGUUUGAGACUCCGCGGAGCAGCCGGAGGAAAUAAUGCAACAGAGUUAGAGGCACCAUCAAGGCAGAAUGUCCUCCGGCCACAGGCUGAGAGACGUGGAGCAGCAGCGCCCCCUGCUGGAUGGGGAGGAGGUGGUGGAGAGUCCACACAGUGACGCAGAUCAAGUGUGGUUCAUCCAGGACUGCUGCGGCAUGGUGUGUGCCUUCAUCACCUGGUUCCUGGUCUUCUUUGCUGACUUUGUGGUCACCUUCGUCAUGCUGCUGCCCUCCAGGAGCUUCUGGUACGCUGUGGUCAACGGGGUGCUGUUCAACAGCCUGGCUGUGCUGGCUCUGGCCUCCCACCUCCGCACCAUGCUGACCGACCCGGGAGCCGUUCCAAAAGGAAACGCCACUAAGAAGUACAUGGAGAGUCUGCAGCUGAAGCCGGGCGAGGUCAUCUACAAAUGUCCAAAAUGCUGCAGCAUCAAACCUGAGCGGGCUCAUCACUGCAGUAUCUGUAAGCGCUGCAUCCGUAAGAUGGACCACCACUGUCCCUGGGUCAACAACUGUGUCGGGGAGAAGAACCAGCGCUUCUUCGUCCUCUUCACUAUGUACAUCGCUGUGAUCUCAGGUCAUGCUCUGGCUCUCUGUGGAUACCAGUUCAUCACCUGCGUCAGAGUCCAGUGGAGCGAGUGCAGUGACUUCUCUCCUCCGGUCACCAUGAUGCUGAUGAUCUUCCUCUGCAUGGAGGCACUCCUCUUCCUCACCUUCACAGCUGUUAUGUUCAGCACUCAGCUGCACUCCAUCUGCAACGACGAGACGGAGAUCGAGCGUCUGAAGAACGAGAAGCCGACGUGGGAGCGUCAGACUCGCUGGGCCGGGCUGAGGUCUGUGUUUGGAGGUCAGCCGUCACUGAUGUGGAUCAGCCCCUUCGCGGGACUCAAACUGCCAACCUUUGUCCGCAAACGCACCUGGAGGGGCGGGGCAGAGUUCUCCGUCUGACCACCUGUCUGUCAAACACUACACAGUGGAGGGAUUGAAGCCGAACUGCAGCGGUGCUGAUGAACCUGCAGCGAGUCCAGCUGGCUUCACAGAUCCCAGCAGGAUGUUUCUGAGCCGGAGAAACCAGGUGACUGGUCUCCAUCUUCAUCAUACCUUCGUCAUCGCUGGGGGAGCUUCGAUGUUUCCGGGUCAGACGGACUGCAGGCCGACGCUGCGACACGCGUGAAGAACCUUUUUAUUGCUCUGACAACACGUUCAGGCUCAGAGUCUGGAUGUUUUUUAAAUGUGCUCGUUAAGAUGCUGGAUCUUCUGAGAGCCGUUACUGAACACAGAUUCUGUUAUCGGACUGAUAAUCAUAUGAACCACUGCUGUAACUAAAGCUGUCACCAUGAAAUGAAAUAUUCUGCAGUUAAUAUAACGAUUCUUCCUUUCUGUUGACUUUAAAUGACAUCAUGUGCGUCUGUUUAAAGGGACCCUGUGCAGUUUUUUGUUCCUACAUUCAUCAGAACUCAUCGUGUGCUUUUUCUUCAGCCAGUUAUUUUAAAUCUUUAACUGUUUGCAUCAGUGUUUUACUGUCCUGGUCUUCUGCUGUUGGUUCGUUGCUGUUUGUCAGCACGUUACCUCCUGUAGACCAGUGGAACGGUGUCAGACUGUGUCGGCCACAUCAUGUGCAUCAGAACCAGAACCCGCUCAUAAAAGCUCCUCUCCAUGGUGCUGCGGAAGGUGAGAAUUCACAGGGAACCUUGAAGAAAUCAACUUCAACACCAUCGAGUUCCUCCCUCACAAGCAGGAUUUUUAAUUGUCAAUAAAUCCAACACGCCACAUUUUCUUCAGACCAUCUUGUUUUUCCUCCUGAACAUCUCUUUUGUUUGGUUUGUGUGUGUGAGUGUUCUCAGUCAGAUUCUUACCUGCCCAAACAUGUUGAAGCUCGUUGAUGAAGACCACCUGAGUCUCAGAGGGUUUUAUAAGACGACCUCCUUCACUCUGUUCACAGUCGGACCAGGUCAGCACCUCGUAUGCUGCCGGUCCGUGUCGGGCCAGUCAGUGGUGGAGUUUAUCGUUUGAGUUUCUGGAUUUUAAAUGCUCACGUACUGUUUCUUUUGUUGUGUUCUAUGAACUGAAGAGUCAGAUCACAUGACGUUGUUCAGCUGUUUGAGUCAAACAUCGCAGACGCGUCCGAAACAAAACAUUUCACUCGCCUCCGACAGGCUGAAUGUCCUCGGUGAUAUCUUCCUUUGUAGGAGUUUGGUGAAACACAGUCUGGUGUGAAGAAACGUCCUCUGCUGACGUUUGUUUGUUUGGAUUAACUGUGAUGAGGAAACACAAAGACUCGACCGCCUGGAUCGAUAUCGUCACUUCAUCUCUCCCUCUGUGUCGCAGACAAACACGUUCGUGAGGCUAAAAUGUCACAAAAACUAAAAUAAUCUUCGUCCCCACGUGUGAAGUUUUGCUGUUGGACAUUAGUGAAGGACUGUGGACGUUAGCGUGAUAUUUAGACUUAUAAAUGUUGUCAAAUCAAAAAUCAAAUCCUGUCAGUAAAGGUCCAGUUUGUAAGAUAGCUGACUGUUGAGUGUCGUCAGAUGCUGGUGCUGCGGGCUGGUGGCCGACCCGACCCGACCUGUCGGUACUGAUCGAGGUGGGAUGGCUGUAACCCCAAAUCAUUUACCUGUGAUCUUUGUAAGCCUUCAGUCACACGUUCUUCUGUCUGCUGGUGGAUUUUAGUUUCUGAAUGCGUCAAAUCAUCUUUAAUCACGUGUUUGUUGCGUUUACGAUCAAAUCUGCUGUGUAGAAUGAUUCUUCCAGAGGCCUGAUGCUGUCAAAGUGCCAUUUACUUGUGAUUUCUACUAAAGUUAACACUGCUGAGUGCGUGCGGUGAGACUGAACCUUGUGUUCUGUGUAUCGAGCAUCUCUGAGCUGUCGUCCGAUGACUCUCCAGAACAGGAAGUGCUGACUGGCGUCUGUGUGAAACCACAGUGACCAUCAGAACCGGACGGUUUCCUUCACGUCUCAACACGAUGAACCUCGCAGGUCGUGUUGAAGAGUUUCUGUGUCUGUUCCUGCUGCUUCCUGCUGUUCAGAGACAGUUUUCUUUUAUUGAAUAUUCACUAAAUUAUUAUCCACAAUCUUGGUUGUUCUUUCUCUCUGUGGUGUUUCUUUCUUUUAAUUUCUUUCACUGGCUCUGAUAUUUUAUUUUGAAAAGCACCUGGGAAUCAUUAAACGUCCUUCAGUGUAAAAGUGAAGCUGGUGAGACUUCAGACGACCGACAGAGAAUCUGACGACCUGCUGAAUGUAUCUGUGUCUUUGGGCUGCUUGUACUCUUGUUUUUUUUAGAUUUGAGCCUUUUGUAUGUUCGUCUCUUUCCACAUUUCAGACACUUUGAAUAAAAGUUCCUCUCUACCUCUUAAAA